Messenger RNA from Adineta ricciae, 3513 nucleotides. Lineage: Eukaryota; Metazoa; Rotifera; Eurotatoria; Adinetida; Adinetidae. The record is from the annotation of a GenBank genome assembly.
AUGUUAAAUAGAGCAUUAGGUAUUUGGAAGAAAUAUCAAUACAAAAUUCUUCGACAAAAUGAAUUGUAUGAACAAGUUAAAGACGAAUAUCGAGAAAAUAGUCGGAUCGAAAGUUUGAUGAAUCCCGCGAAAUCAUUUCCAAUCACCGAAAGUUAUAUAAAUUUAUCCAUUGUAACAUCUAGAGAACAAUGGGAGAAAGAAAUCCAACUUCAUACGGAACAGAAUUCUGAAACUAUUUACAAUACAUUCGAAGAGAUCUAUGGAACCAAAACUACAAUCAAUAUUAAUGAUAUUUUCAAAACAUGUCAUCGUCAAAAACAACAAGUACUUGUCUUUGGUCGUGCAGGAAUUGGUAAAUCAACAUUCUGUCGAUAUAUCGCUUAUCAAUGGGCAACAGAUACAUCUUGGUCAGAAUAUGAAUUACUUGUUCUUAUUCCAUUACGUCGUUUAACAACUAAUCGAUAUCCAAAAUUACCAAAUGGACAAACCUAUUCUCUUAUUGAUCUUAUAAAAAAAGAAAUUAUUCGAUUUAAUUUAUCUGAAGAAAAGACUAAGCUUUUGAAAACACAAUUUAAUAUCGAAAAAACUCUUUGGAUUCUUGAUGGAUAUGAUGAAAUUGUACAAAAUAUUCCCAAACAUCUUCAAGAUUUAUUUGAACAAUUAUUAAAAACUCCGCAUCAUAUUUUAACAUCUCGUCCAUAUUUAAAUACAUUAUCCUACGAUAUUCAAUUAGAAAUAAACGGUUUUACCGAUGAAAAUAUCGAACAAUAUAUCGAACAAUUUUUCUGUCAAUUAGAAACUAAUUCAAUUAACAAAAGUCAAUCAUUAAUCAAAUAUUUACGAUCAAAUCAACGUAUUUGGGGUGUUGCUCAUAUUCCCGUUAAUCUCGAAUUGAUCUGUAGUGUUUGGAGUAAUGAAGAUACAUUGAAAACAAAAGAUUUAACAAUUACAUCAUUAUACAACACAAUGAUAGAAUGGUUAUAUCGAAGAUAUUUAACAUCGAAAGAUAAAAAAGAACAUACAAAUGAAAUUGAAUUAACAUUUUUGGAAUAUCUUGCUUUUUAUACAAUGAAAAGUAAUACAAUUGUUAUUCGACCAUCUUUACUUAAAAAAGCAGCAAAAGAUGCAAACAUUUCAUUUGAACAAAAUCCCGAUAUUCUCAAUUUAGGUAUCUUGAAAAGUUUUCAUAAACCAAAUAGUAUUGGUACACGAAUUGAAACAGACAAAGAUCAUUAUUUUGUUCAUUUAAGUUUUCAAGAAUAUUUCGCUGCUCGUUAUUUAAUUAAAGCAAAAGAAGAAGCAAUUGAAUUUCUUAAAUAUGAAAAAUACAAUCAACAUUAUACAUUAACAUUUUCCUUUUUAUUUGGUCUUCUUUCUGAAAAUGAUCUCGAAUUCUAUUGGAAUGUAAUCUUAGAAAAACCAUUUGAUUUUAUUGGUAUAAGACAUAUACAACUUAUUAUCUUAUGUCUUGAAGCAACAUCAAUUAAAUCAAAUCAAUUAUUACAAAUUGUUGCACAAUGCAUUCGAUUUAGUUUUAAGAUUAAUGAUCAAAUUUUUCNUUAUACAUUAAUAUUUUCCUUUUUCUUUGGUCUUCUUUCUGAAAAUGAUCUCGAAUUCUAUUGGAAUGUAAUCUUAGAAAAACCAUUUGAUUUUAUUGGUAUAAGACAUAUACAACUUAUUAUCUUAUGUCUUGAAGCAACAUCAAUCAAAUCAAAUCAAUUAUUACAAAUUGUCGCAAAAUGCAUUCGAUUUAGUUUUACGAUUAAUGAUAAAAUUUUUCGCAAUCAUUUAUCGUAUUCAUUGCAAAAAACACCAUUGUUGGUAUGUGAUCCCAAUAUUCUUAACGUGUUGAUCGAUUUACUUGAUCGUGGUGAUAUACAAACUAAAUCUGAUGUUCUUACAUUUAUUUCGGAAUUGAAAAUACCGAAUCCAUCUAAGGAACUGAUUCAAUCGAUUCGUAAGACAACAGUAGAUAAUGAAAUGAAAGAGAUAAAGAUCAAAAAAUGUCUUGCACUCGGAAGUAUUAGUGAACAUAUAGCAAGAAAAUCAGUGAUUAAUUUAUUAGUAAAAGCUUUAAGAGAUGAGAAUAAUUAUGUUCGAGCAAAUGCGUCGUACGCUCUGGGAAUGGUCAGUAAGAAAAAUUUGACAAAGAAAAUUAUUCUUAAGUUUAUAGAUCUACUAGCGGAUGAUUAUGAGAAUGUAAGAGCGAGUGCAUCCUAUGUCUUAGAAAGAUGGAAAUUGAAAGUGAUCACGAAUAAAAUGACUGAUAAAUUGGUGAAGUUAUUGGGACAUAAAGAUAAAUAUGUUCGAACUCGUGUAAGAUAUUUUUUUGGUAAUCUUGCUGAACACGUACCGAAAGAGAAAUUAAUCAAAGCAUUAGAUGAGAAGAAUAAGAAUAUUCGAGUGGGUGUUUUGCAUGUUCUAGGAAAGAUAGGGAGAAAGACAAUGACAAAAGAAAUACCUAAUAGGAUAGUAGAUGUUCUGAACAGUAAGAAUAAAUAUAUGAGAAGUUAUGCCUGUGAAGCUCUUGAAAAUGUCAACAAAAAGAUGAUUAAAGGUGGAAUAAUUAGAAUAUUACUCAAUGCAUUGAAAGAUGAUUGUGAUUUAGUUAGGAGAAAUGCAUAUGAUAUUUUAGAGAAUUCAAGAGAAAAGAGAAUAGUGAAGAAUGCAAUUAGAAAACUAAUCAAAGGUUUGGAGAAUGAUGGUGAAAAAGAAAGAAGAAAUGCAUGUGAAGCUAUGAGAAUGUUAAAUGAAACGGAAAUUACGAAUGAAUUAAUGGAAAAACUUAUACAAAGACUAAAGGAUAGGAAUGAAAAUGUUAGAAUUGCUGCAUGUCAAACUCUCGAAACAAUUGCUGAAAAAAGAAUUUGGGCGAGAAACCUAAUUAGAGGAGUGAAAAUUGCAUUAAAAGAUGAAAAUAAAAUAGUCAGAAUGUUUGCAUGUGAAUCUCUGGAAAUCUUAGGUAAACAAAAGCCAACAAACGAAAUUAUCAAUUUAGUAAUCUCUACGUUAACAAAUACUAACGAGAAUGUUAGAGCAUGUGCUUUAUAUGUUCUGGGACAAAUGGGCGAAAAAGUAGCGACAGAGAAAGUGAUUAGCAAAGUAAUAAAUGCAUUAGAAGAUGAAAGUAUUUGUGUUAGAAAUAGUGCUUAUUAUUCACUUGCAGAUUUAAAUAACAUUGUGAUAAAUAAUGAAUUUAUUAAUAAACUUCGAAGUGCAUUAAAGGAUAAAAACGAAGAUAUCAGAGCGAGUGCUUGUAAAGCUCUUAGAAAAUUAAAUGAAUCUCAAGUAAACGAUGAAGUUAUGAGUCUGUUACUCAAAGCAUUAGAAGAUAAAAGUGGAUAUGUUCGAAACAAUGCAUGUGAAACUUUAGGAAUUCUAGUUGACAAUAUCUUUGAAAUAUGCCUAUGUCACAGUGAUUGGAUACGAAUUACUGUACUAUGUACUUUCCAUGUUUUGUACUUGAGUCAAAUCUGCUCAGUAUUUAAGAAGAAUUUGUCAAGUUUGAAGUAA